This is a messenger RNA of Didymella exigua CBS 183.55, 1206 nucleotides long. RefSeq names its product polysaccharide lyase family 1 protein. The record is from RefSeq and is a predicted model, not a curated record. NCBI's taxonomy places the organism in Eukaryota, Fungi, Ascomycota, Dothideomycetes, Pleosporales, Didymellaceae. The coding region runs from base 1 to 1206 and encodes 401 amino acids. The transcript has 2 exons.
AUGCAUUUUCUUUCUUACCUUCCUCUGCUGGCCAGCACCGUUUCGGCUCUAGCUUUCCCUGGUGCCGAAGGCUUUGGCAAAGAUGCCAUUGGCGGUCGCAACGGCAAGGUCUACGUCGUGUCCAAUUUGAACGACUCUGGGACCGGGUCUCUACGCGAUGCAGUCUCACAGCCUGAUCGCAUUGUUGUAUUUCAAGUCGGCGGCCUCAUCAAAAUAAAGGAGCGCAUUGUGCUCUCCAAACGCAUCAGUAUCCUCGGCCAAACCGCGCCGGGAGACGGCAUCACAGUUUACGGCAACGGCUGGUCCUUCUCCAACGCUGACGACGCCAUCGUACGCUACAUCCGUAUCCGCAUGGGCAAAGGAGGAACAAGCGGCAAAGACGCAGCAGGCAUUGCAGAGGGCAAGAAUAUGAUUUUCGACCACAUCAGCGUGUCCUGGGGUCGCGACGAGACUUUCUCUAUCAAUGGCCCUGCCGCCAAUAUUACCAUACAAAACUCCAUCAUCGCCCAAGGCCUCGAGACACACUCCUGUGGCGGCCUCAUGCAAACCGAGCUCGACGGUGGCGUCUCGCUCUUCCGCAACCUGUACAUCGACAACAAAACGCGUAACCCCAAAGUCAAGGGUACAAACGACUUCAUCAACAACGUCGUGUACAACUGGGGCGGCGGCGGCGGCUACAUUGCUGGCGAUUCGAGCGGCCAGUCUGAGGCGAACAUCAUCGGCAAUUACUUCAUCAGCGGACCCAGCACGAGCGUGACUGCUUUCACCCGUGGCAACGAAAAUUUCAAAGGCUACGUUGAGAAGAACUUCUACGACUCUGAUAAGAACGGCGCGCUGAGUGGGACGGAGAUUGGUGCGAGUAGCUCGAACUACGGUGGCAUGGUUAUUGCGACGACCAAGUUCCCGCACCCUGCACCUGCAAAGGUGCUGGGUGCGGCUGAUGCGUUGACGUAUGUUCAGGCGUCUGUCGGGGCUAGCAAGGUCCGCGAUGCUGUUGAUGAGCGCCUCAUCACAGAGUUGAAGAGCUAUGGUAAGACGGGGCAAUUGAUCAGCGAUGAGACGGCGGCUCCAAUGAACUUCCCCGGCACUAUUAAUGGAGGGGAAAAGUGGACUGAUGCCAAUGGAAAUGGUAUUCCAGAUGAUGUCGAAGAUAAGUUCGACAACGUGGAGGAUUGGGCGAAUUCGCUUGUGUCGAGUGACUAUUAG